Molecule: messenger RNA, 1338 nt
Organism: Ilyonectria robusta
Lineage: Eukaryota; Fungi; Ascomycota; Sordariomycetes; Hypocreales; Nectriaceae
Exons: 1
Coding region: 343-1170 (275 amino acids)
Source: RefSeq, a predicted model, not a curated record
CGCUUGACUGCUCCGUAGUACAGACCGGACAAUACCGGGUUUAGUGAUCGGCGUGGAGGUUGAAUACAGCUUCUCCCGCUGACAGGCGUCUGAAUGGGAAUUAGGGUCUCCGCGUGCUCCGUCCACGGGUACUCCAUAGCGGCGGUCCUAACAGGUAAUGAACCAAUCUCUCGGGAUGAAGCCAAGAUCCAUGACGCCAGGCCGUCAGCCACCAGCAGUGCGGUUGAUUCGUGGCGCUGGGCCGGUGUCGUCCCCCAAACGACCCCAGCGAGCGCUGUCCAAUCCCGACGCCGCCAUAGCGAGGAAUUGUUCGCCAUGGCGCCUUAGUCUGCUCCAGGGUGCAUGGCUUCGCACUCGGAUCCGCUUGGGUGCCGGGAUGGCGGCCACAGGGAGAAUAAUGCGUGGGCUGCGGUGAGACGGCGAAGCAAACCCCCUUCAGAGGGCCCUUUUGGUUGGAGAUGCAGUCGCGAUUGUGUUGCGUCGUGUUGCAUUGCAUGUGUAAUAAGGCUGAAUAUAAGGGCCACGCCGCUCCGGCCUCGUGAUGCCGACUCCGCGCGGAGGUUACCCCGGAUUUCACCGGUACCAGGUUUGGAUGGAAGCCGGUUUAAUAACAGAAGCCAACUAAUAAGCACCCUGCGAAGCACCCUGCACCGCACCUCGCUUUCUCGACGAAUUGGCUGCUCCGAGAGCCUGCAAGCCUGCAAGCCUGCAAGCCUCCAACGGCCGAAAAGAGUCCACAACACCACGCAAUUCGCCAAGGCACAAGCGUCUCCGCCAGCCAAGGAACCCGCAAGCACGACGAGAAUGUCAAUGGACCACGCACCACGCACCACCACCACCAUGACCACCACCAGCAGAAUCAGCACUACCACCACACACGGCCACAACGUCAGAAUGCGCAUACGAGAAACAAGCCCAUUCUGCGGAUCAGGCAGAAAAUUGCCUCCACACGCGGCACUCUCCGACCCUAUCCACACGUGGCGGGCCUCUUUGCAAGUUGACGAGAACGAGGGCCGAGAACAAGGGACGUGGAACCGGAGGCUGAAGCGGGAACUGGAGCUGGACCUGGGAGCUGGAGCUCAAAAAAGACACACUUCCCGUCCGUCUUUCUGCCCUUUUGCGGUGAAUCACCUCGAGCCAUCUCAGUUUCUCGCCUCGUCUUCGACUUGAUUGUGUUUAUAUCCAUCCUCCCCUUUCCCGGUCGUCAGCCAGCCGAACAGCCUUUUCUUGACCGGUGUCACCUCGACCUGUAAUUCACUCGAGGUCCUUUCUACUAGGAGAGGACAAAUCACUCACAACCUCUGCAACAACAUAUAAUACCCGCUCAACUCGACUCUC